Poeciliopsis prolifica (blackstripe livebearer) is the source of this 6935-nucleotide messenger RNA. RefSeq names its product inositol polyphosphate-5-phosphatase Jb (gene inpp5jb). Gene Ontology annotation, molecular function: phosphatidylinositol-3,4,5-trisphosphate 5-phosphatase activity; phosphatidylinositol-4,5-bisphosphate 5-phosphatase activity. The transcript is spliced from 14 exons. The record is from RefSeq and is a predicted model, not a curated record. Gene Ontology annotation, cellular component: cytoplasm; ruffle; plasma membrane. NCBI's taxonomy places the organism in Eukaryota, Metazoa, Chordata, Actinopteri, Cyprinodontiformes, Poeciliidae. The coding region runs from base 535 to 2874 and encodes 779 amino acids. Gene Ontology annotation, biological process: phosphatidylinositol dephosphorylation; negative regulation of peptidyl-serine phosphorylation.
UCGGCGAACGAAUCGUUGCUGGUUGCCAGCCGGGCCCUCUCGCUGAGGCUACAGUUUGCUCCUUCAGAUCUGUUCUAGGUGCUGUAGCUCUGCGUUGUGCCUUCCAAACGGAUGUACUGUGUAAUUAUCAACCCCGCGCAGCUCCUUCGCUCCGCGGCUGCUCGUACACGGUGACUGCAGGCGUACGUCGUCCGGAGGAGGGGGGGGCGUCUUUUUUUUUUGUAGCGUGAAGGGCAUGACAGCGGGUUGCGGUUUCAAGCCUGUGUGUGUCCUCGGUUAGACACGCGGCUUUUUGGGAGAUGGAGCCUGCCCGGUGAUAAACCCGUGGUCAGCAUCGCUUUAAGCCCACCUACCUGCCUGCGCCUCCCCCUCCACCAAUCCACCGGCUGAGGACGGACAAGGAGGAAGGAGAGGAGGAGAGCGAAGAGAUGCCGAUGGUGAUUCGAAGACCUCGGACUGAACGAGCCGUACCUGCACACAGGGUGAACCCAGCAGAACUGCCACGGACCUUCGCGCAGAAGAACCCGAACAGAAAUGGACCAACAGAACUUGAGGCGAAGCAAGAGACAAAAAGAGGGGCCACGAAGCAGAGCAGAGGCUUCAACCCCAGCUCAAGCUGCAGCCUCAGAUGGAGCCAACGAUCCCACCACCAGUCAGCCUCCGGUUCCCUCCAGGCCUCCACGGCCCCAGAGAAGUUCCAGGAUUGAAGGAUCUGUAGAUAUUUCAGAACCCAGAGUGGAAAACAACACCGAACCCAGUGUUGAGCCCAAAACUGAACCCAAAACCGAACCCGCUCCGCAAACUAACCAGAAUGAGACCACUCCUGAUGGCAGUGUGGUAAGCCAGCCCAAAACCUCUCCCCAGACCAAAGAGCACACCGGGCCGAGUGUCAAGGCAGGUCCCAAAGGUCCAGGUCACCACCCGGUCAGAGCUGCAUCCAUGCCCCAACCACCUAUGCCCUCUCACCUGAACCCGCACGCGCAGAGAGCUCUGUCCUUGGCGGGCACCGCUGACACUCUGCCUCAGGUGCAGAAUGAGUUCAGGAUUCACAUCAUCACCUGGAAUGUGGGUUCCGCCACGCCACCUGAUGACAUCACCACUCUGCUUGGACUGAACGUGGGAGACGGAAAAACAGACAUGUACAUCAUAGGGCUGCAGGAGGUGAACUCCAUGAUUAACAAAAGGCUGAAAGACGUCCUCUUCACAGAUCAGUGGAGCGAGGUCUGCAUGGAGAGACUGGGCCCCUUUGGUUAUGUGCUGGUAACAUCCCAGCGAAUGCAGGGCCUGAUACUGCUGGUCUUUGCGAAAUACUUCCAUCUGCCUUUCCUCCGUGGAGUCCAGACAGAGACCACCCGCACAGGACUGGGGGGUUAUUGGGGGAAUAAAGGCGGCAUUAGCGCCCGAAUGACCGUGUUUGGCCACAGCAUCUGCUUCCUUAAUUGCCACCUUCCUGCUCACAUGGAAAACCAAGAAGAGCGUAUAGAGGACUUCGAGAGCAUCUUGCAGCAACAGCAGUUUGACAGCCAGGGGGCCACUGGUGUUCUGGAUCAUGAUCUUGUGUUCUGGUUUGGGGAUCUUAAUUUCCGCAUUGGAAAUCUGGAUAUCCAAGCUGUGAAAUCAGCGAUCGAGAACAACAGAUACUCCAUAUUGUGGGAGAGGGAUCAGCUAAACAUGACCAAAGACAAAGAGCCACUGCUGGAGGGAUUCCAGGAGGGGCCGCUGAGAUUUCCUCCCACCUACAAGUUUGACGUUGGAACAAACACAUAUGAUACAAGUGGGAAGAAGCGUAAACCAGCUUGGACCGACCGCAUCUUGUGGCGCCUGAGGGCCACGGCACCAGCUGCUCAGAAAGAAGGGAGGCGAGUUUCGAUGACAGGGUUGACCAGCGGGAUCAGAGUGACGCAGCACUGUUACCGGAGCCACAUGGAGUACUUAGUCAGCGACCACAAGCCGGUUUCGUCGAUCUUUACCCUGGAGUUUCCAUACAGGGUGGACAUUCCUCUGGUCAAUCUCUCAGUGGAGGAUGAGUGGAAGAAUGUAGAAGAUGCAAAGGUGACAUUCAAGCUGAUGCCCAACUACUCUCGAAGCUCUUGGGACUGGAUUGGAUUGUACAAGGUGGGUUUCAAGCACUUUAAAGAUUAUGUGGGAUACAUGUGGGCUCGGCAUGACGAGGCAAAUUUUUACUGCCAGGAACAUCAGAUAAACUUUACAGAGGAGGAAUUACCCAAAAUCUCAGGGGAUUUUAUCUUGGGAUACUAUAGCAACAACAUGAGCACCAUUGUGGGUAUAACAGAGCCAUUUCAGAUCCAGCUCCCCACUGUGGACGAUACAGACAGCUCUUCAGACAGCUCUGACUUCAGCUCAGACAAUGACAGCACUGUUGUCAUGAAGUUGUUGUACCGCAGUCCAAGUUUUCUACGCAAACGCCGCAGCAGCAGUCUCAGCCGCAGCCGCAGUCUCAGCCACAGCCGCAGGGAAAGCCAAAGCCGCAGCCGCACCCCUAGCGGCAGUCGUUCUGGGAAUAUUGAUGGCAGCCGCCCUGCCAGACCCCCUGGCAGCCCCCCUGGCAGCCAACCUGGCAGCCAACCUGGCAGCCAACCUGGCAGCCCCCCUGGCAGCCAACCUGGCAGCCCCCCUGGCAGCCAAACUGGCAGCCAACCUGGCAGCCAAUCUGGCAGCCGUCCAGGCAGUCCCCCUGGCAGCCCCCCUAUCAGCCGCCUCAGCGCCCUUACAGAGGUAAGGAUGAGGGAGCUCAGUGUCACUGAUAACACCGCUGCAGCCAGCAAGCAAACGGAACAUCCAGCAGAGAGCAGCCCCAGUCAGCCUUCUGGUCCCGGGGCAACAGACAAAAACAAGGAGUGUUCAGGAAUGUGAUGCAACAAAAGCCCAGCUGUUUUUACAGGUUAUGUAACCAACUGUUGUGUCUUUAUUUCAUACAGUCACUGCUCUGUAUGUUUUCUGUGAGGAAAAUAUACAGUUUAUAAUGCCAUCCUUUUCAGAAAUAGUCAUCUGGUUGGUUAAAAUGUUUCUUCUUGCCAUUGAGUUGUGUGCUUGACAUAUUGUUGUUUUUUUUGUGUGUUUUUUUUUGUAUAUCUUUCACUCUGUCUGGUGUUUUCUCUACCUUUGUCCGUUCUCAGGUGUGGACAGUACAGGGAACUGACUGACAACUUGCAUUUAGAUUUUCUCACAGAUUCACAGUUAUAAAGUGACGCACACUCCAUCAUCACUUUUCACAACAAUAGUUGAUCUGCUGUGUCGUUGGGUCAAAAUAAUUCAAAUCAGCAACAGAAAUAGAUAAAAAGUCAUUUAAUUAUUAUGUAAUAAUUUGACGUUGAGUCCUGAAGCAAAUCUUAACUUGUUGGCAGUGCAUUAUAAAAGUAUUUGUACUCCCUGAACUUUUACACAUUUUAUCACAUUAUUUAUUUUAUGUUAUUUUUACAAAUAACGUUUUUUAUUACCAUUCCCCAAUACUUUAUUUUUCACAAACCAUUUUUCCAUGUAACUACACCUGCAACAGUAGUGGUGGAAUUUUUUUUUAUAGUUUCUGUUGAUAGCCGGGGAAAUGAUCCAAAUAUGAAUCUUAUAUCACACCGCGUUAUGAAAUGAUUUCUGAGUCGGGUUUAAGAUUGUAAUUCCUGCUUCUGGCUGGUUGCAUCAACUAUACGUCAUCGCUGCAUCACUCCAUUGACCUGUGAACCUGGCUUGUCCCUAUGCAAGUCGGUUAAUACAAGUCUGUGACUGCCUCACUUGCCUCAUCACAUCUGUCUUUUAACAAAACUGGAGGUUUAGGCGAUGCCUUAAUCUUAAUCCAGCGUGGCUUGAAAUGCUGGAAGGUGAGCCUCUGCCUCAGUUUCAAGUUGGAACUUGGUUCUAAUUUUACCAAACUUUUGACACGUUUUCUGUGUUCCAGACAUUAAUUUUGGCAAACUAGCUAUGUCUUUGGUCUUCUUUCAAUAAUGUAUUUAUUUAUUUAUUUUCUUACUGCUUUUUGACUUGGUCCAGAUAUGUGGAGUCCACUUCUAAUAGUUUUUCUGUCAACAGAUUUGCCCAUCUGAACGGUGGAUCUCUGUAGCUCGUCCACCGUUACCAUAGGCCUCUUGGCUGCAUCUCUGAUUAAUGUCCUCCAUAUCAGAUCUGUUUCUCGGUGGAUUGCUUCAACUUGGUUGAAGUACACUUUUGCUAUUCUUUGUUGUACAUGUUUUAAACAGUACUUUUUGAAAUUACCAAAACUUCACCAUAACCUUAUCUCUGACCUGUCUAUGAUGUUCAGGUCUUUAUGAUGUUCCAUCAACUUUCUCUAGUGAACCUCUGAGGCUAUAAUUUCCCUCCCAGCUUCUCUUUGUGUAUCAUGAAAGGUCCCAAUAAAAUUCCUUAAAUUUGUGUUUAAAACUAAAUGUGGAAUAGUUAAAGGGAUAUCAAUACUUUUGCAAGACUGUAAUCUCAUUGCCAGCGUACAUCUUCCAAAGUACCACUGUCUGAAAGCUGCUAAAACUGCAUGACCUGGCUUGCUAAAAUGGUAAAAUAUUCAACAAAGACAUUUGAUAUGGUUCCUCUGAGACCUGAGCUUUAUUGCUCUUGAUUGCUUCCUGCAUCAAGAGCAGCACAUCAGAUCCCUGAGGAUUCUGUGCACUACUCUGAAGAUUGACCGUUUUUUAACAGUUUUCUACACACACCCACAAAAUCACACAAUCCUCAACACGCAUUAAAGCAUUUUUGAAACUUGUUACCCCCUUUGAUUAAAAAUCAAUUGUGUCCGGCCUCAUGCUUAUGAAAUCACAAUUCAACGUCCAACAUGUUAAAAGUUCAACGUGACAUCCUAUUGACUAGUGUCACUUAUUUUUGCAUAGAGAAACACACAAUUUCUAUCACACUUGCCUUGUGGUCCAUACUUUGACUUGUCAGUCAUAAAAUAUGCAGGGAGCACUUCAAAUGAUUCUUUUAGAAGAGAUGCAUUCUUCCUGGAUGCAUUAAAAUCAGAGAAAGUAGAUAGUAGGCAGUGAUUCAGGAAGCUCUCAGACGCACAGCACAUUCAAGUCUAAAGAGUAAGAGCGUGAGCGCCCUUAAAUAGAUCGCUGUACAGUCAAUAGCAGGAUGCUGCCGGUGUUUACCGAGGUGUUGGGUGUCACAGCAUACUAACUGAUUGAGUAACGACUGAACAGGCCUGAACUACAGAGGUGAAAACUGCAGCAAUAUCUGAGCUGAUCCAGUGUGUCGCAUUUAUGCACACCACACACACACACACACACACACACACACACCCCUGAACGUCAUAGAAUUUGUUUAAAAGCUUUUUUACGAUAACAAAAUAGCAUUGUUUUAUUUGGAUUUUAAGUCUAUCUUAAAAUAAGAAAUAUUUAAAUAAUGUUUUUGCUCAAACUCUGAAGCUCAAUCUGGAAUAAUUUUAUGAAAGUGGGCAGGAAAUUUGCUGGAUUGACCUGCCAGAGAGAUUCUUAUGUACCUUUAAGUCCCAUCUAGCAAAGAUAAAAUGCUUUUCUGUAGAUUAAUAUGACAGUGGGAGUACAGUAGAGUAAAUAAACUUUCUUUACUGAAUGUUUUAAUUUUUGAAAAUAUGAAAACUUUUUGAAUAUAUAUAGUUAAAGCUUUUUUCUUUCUUGCACAGAUCUUUCCCCCUUUGAUCCUAUUAAUAAGAUGAUGACAACCAUAGUCUCAGUCGUGGUGUUUUAUAGUUACUGUGUGAUCUCUGAUGCACCGUUUUAGACGUGUAACUUUGGGGCUGUUAGAGUAGGUUUGUGCCGUGGCCGUAAUUUGUGUGUAUGUCUGUAGUUAGUUGUUUGUGUAUGUGUUUUUCUGAAAGUGUGCGAGUGUGGACUUUGGAUGACGGAUGUGUGUGUGUAUGAGUUACAGGGGCCGUGAAUGGGACUGGGGCGAUACUUGCAUGGUUUGCUGCUGGACAUACUGUACAUUCCGGUACUGUUGUUUUGUGCCGUAAAGUGCUGUUUUUGACUCCUCUUUGUCAUAUCUGUGACUGUGAAAAUUCUUAGAAAAACGUGGUAAAGACAGUAUGAAUUUUUGACAUCGAUAUUAAAUGUUAGUGCAAGAAAAAAUAUGGGUAAUUGUCCUCUGAUAAAUUUGAGAUUAAAUUAAUCUUUUCAUGUAUUUUCCUGGUUUUUGAAAGGGAUUAAAAGAGCAACCUACUGGACGUUUCUUUGACAUGAAAAUUAAUUGUCCAGGUUUAGAUCAUUUAGAUGCAUUCAUGAAUGGUGACUAUUGUGAAAUCUUUGCUGAAUGUUCCUGUUUUGUAAUUGUGUAGGUUAAAUACAGAAAAUAUGAAGUAUGUUGAGAAAAAUUAAACAUAUAUAAAUAUAUAUAUAUACAUGAGAGACAAUCUAUACCAUAAAGAUUAUUUUACUUAAAUUAUGUAUUUAUUUUCUUAUUUAACUUAAAUUCUGCUGGCCAGUUACAGAGCUUUAUUUCAGGACAAAUGUCCAAAUUAUAUCAGAGAUAAUUUAUUUUAUUUUUACUAUAGAGAUGAUUUCUUUCCAUUUUAGUCAAUUAAAACUCUUCUGUCAUAAGUGUAGAUGGUUUUGUCUACGUGUGUUUAAAUUAUUGUUAUUGAAUGAUGACAAAAUUCUUAAAACCUGGACUGCUGAUCUAUAAAAAUGUUUAAAUUUUGCGGUCAAAGCAUUUCGGAGGUUGUUAAUGAAUUUGUUGCUUUGUUCUCCAAUUACAAAUCUAGUACAACACAAUCCAAAGGAAUAAAUGAUGAUCUUUUAAAUUAUACUUUUUGUCUUUAUUGCUUCUUUCUACAGUUGCUCAGUAUUUAUGCCCCUUGAGCUUUUUUUAAUUAAUAAAUUAUUUUACAAUUUUAUAAGUUACCGAUGAAACCAGGCAAGUGUAAUAGAAAACCUGAAGGAGGUUCCUCUUCCUGUAAGACCUUGAAUAUUAAUAAAUACAGACAAUGUGUCAAAUCUGAA